AUGAAUCACAUCCUACACGGUUGGACCGACAAUACUUGGCAACGAAGUAACUGUAGGGCCAAUUUAGGCUGUAUUCCACUACUCUUUACUUGGUUUAGCGCUGUGCUGGGUCCUGUCGAUAUAAAGACCCAGAUCCUAAUUUCUGAAUCUCAGAGGUUACCCAAAAGCAUGGCGACUAACAAUCCAGACUUAGACAGUGCUUUAGCACAGCAAAGCCCAACUCCUGAAAAGAGCGCACAGCAGGCUAAGCCUGUAUUUAAAGAGGCGGAACGAUGGAAUCAUCCCAGGUCCAAUAUACUCAAGACGCUGGCUACAUUUUGGAGUUUUCUGGUGAUGGGAGCGAAUGAUGCCGCGUAUGGGCUCGAAAAUUAUUAUAAUCUCUCUUAUACUAUCGUCUCUCUAGUUUUCCUGUCACCGCUGGGCGGCUAUACCCUGGCUGCGCUACUUAACAACAAGAUCCAUACAACGCUUGGUCGCCGCGGAGUGGCCUGGAUUUCCCCGGGAUGCCAUUUAUUGGCAUAUAUUGUCAAUUGCGUCCAUCCCCCAUAUCCAGUUCUAGUAGUGUCCUUCAUUUUCGCGGGUUUCGGAAAUGGAUUGGCGGACUCAGCCUGGAACGCUUGGAUUGGCAAUAUGGCCAAUGCCAACGAACUCCUGGGACUCCUACACGGACUAUAUGGUGUUGGGGCAGUUCUGUGCCCACUGAUAGCGACUUCGUUAAUUACGGAGGCAAAAGUGCCCUGGUACUAUUUCUACUAUAUUAUGAUUGGUUGUGCCGCUAUCGAGCUUGCGUUUUGUCUAACUGUCUUUUGGGAUUCCACAGCAGCAGCCUUACAGGAGGCUACUCCCCAAGGGGACGACCCUGCUGGAGGCCUGCGUCAAGCUCUCUUCACGAAGCGAUCUGCUAGGGUCACUUGGAUUUGCGCAUUCUUCCUCCUCGGGUAUGUCGGCAUUGAAGUCGCUUUGGGCGGAUGGAUCGUGACGUUCAUGAUGCGAGUGCGACACGGAGAAGACUUCGCCAGCGGCAUGGUAGCCACGGGCUUCUGGCUAGGCAUUGCCUGUGGUCGAGUAGUACUCGGUUUCAUCACUCCACGAAUCGGGGAAAAGAUGGCCAUUAUCGUAUACUCCCUCUUCGCAAUAGCCUGUGGACUCAUCCUCUGGCUCGUGCCUAACUUCUACGCAUCCGCCGUCGCGGUCUCAUUCCAGGGAUUCUUCCUCGGUCCUUUCUUCCCAGCUGCAGUUAUUGUCGCUACCAAGUUGCUUCCACGAGCAUUACACGUCAGUGCCAUUGGGUUUGCGGCGGCAUUUGGAGGUGGUGGAGCUGCUGUGCUGCCUUUCGUUGUGGGCGCUAUUGCACAGGCUCGAGGUGUGCAGGUCUUGCAGCCAUUUAUCAUUAGUCUCUCCGGUGGGAUUUUGUUGUUAUGGUUGGGGCUUCCACGGAUGCCAAAGAAAGGCGACAAAAAGGGGGAGGGGACUUCGCAUGUAUAG
This is a messenger RNA of Aspergillus oryzae RIB40, 1485 nucleotides long. RefSeq lists its product as uncharacterized. The transcript has 4 exons. Gene Ontology annotation, cellular component: membrane. Gene Ontology annotation, molecular function: transmembrane transporter activity. Gene Ontology annotation, biological process: transmembrane transport. Bases 1 to 1485 code for a protein of 494 amino acids. NCBI's taxonomy places the organism in Eukaryota, Fungi, Ascomycota, Eurotiomycetes, Eurotiales, Aspergillaceae. The record is from RefSeq and is a predicted model, not a curated record.